CCCCAUAAAACAUGGAAACCCAACAUGUGUGUGUGUGGGGGGACUAAACAAGUUGGUAGGAGAUGAAAAAGCAGAAAGACAACCUGAAAUUUAUACAGUCAUUAAGCAAAUGAAUGGAAAGAGACAGAAUACAUUCAGCAGCUGUUUUAUAAACAGAUAUAGACACGGGGACUGAGACAGAAAAGAGACAUAAGACAGCGAGAGAGAGAGAGUCCGCACAAAUGGGGCAGAUCCCUCCUUCUCAGCAGGCGAGUGUUUGAAAGAAAAGAGUGAAUGACAGAAGACUUAAGGAGAGAAAGGAGGGAGAGAGAGAGACAUCAUAACGUAGAGAGUAAAAAGAUGAGAGGCAGAGAGAUGCAGAACGCAAAACAAUAAAAGUGAGGAACGUACACAGAAGAGACUCAGAGAGAGAGAGAGAGAUUCAGACGGCAAUACUGUAUACAAGGAGGAGUAGAGCAGCAGAUGAAGAGUGGAUUUCACUGCAAUACUGACCUGAGCUGGAUUAUAUUACACUGCGCUUUGUCGACAGCGCAAACACUUAUACAUACACUUAAGCAGAGGUGUGUUUGAUGCUAAGAUGAGGUAGACACUCUUUGUGUGUUUUAUUGUUGAGCAGAAGAUACAAAGAAAGCGUGUGUGUAAUAUACUCCGUGGCAAGCUUUGUGUGCCAAGUUGUGCAGUGUUUGUAAAUACCUGAGAAGGAUGUUGUCUCUAUUCUGCUUGGUUUCACUGGUGGCACUUCUAACGGAAGCUUGGAGACCAUCACAACCACGACUGCAGUUCCAACACUCAGAGCUGUUGCGGAGCGGUCGGCUCAUGUCUCUCUCUGUGCCUGCCGGAGAUCUGAACUCUCUGCUGCCAGAUGAAGACAGUCGUCGUCUUUACAUUGGUAUGAAGGACCAUCUGCUGUCCACCAGCCUGGAUGACAUUACCCAACCGCCCCGCAAAAUAUACUGGCCAGCAAAUCCAGAUCGAAUCCAGGACUGUUUAAUGGCUGGAAAGGACCUACAGAUGGACUGUGCUAACUUCCUGCGUGUGCUGGAGCCGUAUAACCAAACACAUCUUUAUGCCUGUGGGACUGGAGCGUUCAACCCCCGCUGUGCCUUCAUCCCCACCAGCCUCUUCCUCAGGGCUGAGGAGCAAACCCUUCGGUAUGAAGACACUGAAUCUGGAAAGGGAAAAUGUCCCUACGACCCUCACCGGAGAGCAGCUACUGCCAUCAUAGACGGUGAGCUCUAUGCUGGGAUCUCUUCCGACUUCCUAAGUCAUGAUACGGCUUUUUUGCGCAGUCUGGGAGAGCGACAUGUGAUUCGCACAGAACAAUACGACUCUACCUGGCUACAAGGGGCUGAAUUUGUACAUGUUGCAGCGAUGUCCGAGAGUGAUAAUGGAGAGGAUGAUAAGGUGUAUGUGUUUUUUACUGAGCGAGCUCAGGAGGUUGAAGGGGCCGCUGGGAAGGUUCUCUAUUCUAGAGUCGCCCGCGUCUGUAAGAAUGAUAUAGGUGGUCAGCGUAGUUUGGUUCACAAAUGGAGCACCUUUCAGAAAGCGCGUAUUGUUUGCUCUGUACCAGGACCCGACGGUAUACCGACACACUUUGACAAACUGCAGGAUAUUUUCAUUCAGCAUGGAAAGACAAAAGAAUCCCCUUAUCUCCUGUUUCUUUUCUCUCCCUGUAGUAAUAUCUUGAAUGGAUCCGCUGUGUGCGUGUACCGUAUGCAGGACAUUAUUCGAGCUUUCAAAGGAAACUUCCUUCACAGGGAAGGGCAACAGUACAAGUGGAUGGAGUAUACAGGCAAAGUGCCCUAUCCCAGGCCUGGCACAUGUCCCAGCAGCACUUACGGAGGAUUUCAAUCAACAAGAGAAUAUCCUGAUGAUGUCAUCUUCUUUAGUCGCACACACCCUUUAAUGAAAGAGGUGGUACAUCCUCUUGGUGGGCAUCCGUUGCUGAUCAGAGUGGGCGUGCCUUAUAAGAUGACCCGCCUCCUUGUGGACAGAGUGGAGGCAGAUAGACAACAUGAUGUGUUGUUUAUGGGCACAGACUCUGGUCUGGUGCUGAAGGCAGUUCACCUCCCUAAAGCCAAAGGACAGACUCAGGAGAUCACGCUUGAGCAGCUGCAGGUUUUCAAGCACAAGUCACUAAUAACUACAAUGACACUGUCCAAGAAAAAGGAGUGGCUGUUUGCAGGAUCUGCAGAGGGUGUGGUCCAGUUGCGUCUGUUUCAGUGUGAUUUGUAUGGCCAGGCCUGCGCUGAAUGCUGUCUCGCAAGAGACCCAUACUGCACCUGGGACGGGCACUCCUGCAGUCCGUACAUGCCAACUGCACGCAGGCGAAACAUUUGUCAGGUUAAUGAUGACAAUCCUCUAAACCAGUGUGUCAGUCAGGGAGCUGGUCUUCAGGUGGAGGCAGAAGAGAAGACUCUAGUUGUUGCCGUGGGUAACAGCACUUACCUGGAGUGUUUACCAAAAUCUCACCAUGCCACCGUCACCUGGUAUAAAGACAUAGGAGAGAACAGCUUGGAACAACAAAAGGUUGAAUCUGGAGAUCAUCUCAUUGUAAUAGACAGAGGCAUCCUCAUUCCCCAGGCAGAGCUCCAUCAUGGAGGCGUUUAUCACUGUCAGCUAGAGGAGCACGGGUUCCGCUGGACGGCAGUUACUAUUCGCUUAAUUGUGUGGAGCCCAGCCCUGCACCCCACCCUUGGCUCUGCCCAACCGUGGUACCAGGAUGUGAUGGCUUUGAUUAACCACAGCAAACUGGAGCGACACUGCAAGGAACUCAGUCACAAGCAUAAACAAGAGAAAAAGAGAGCAGAGCGUCACAGACACAGAGGAAGAGGAGGAGAAAGAGAGACGGAGAAGGAGAAAGGAAGGGGGAGGAAGAACCGGAGCAGAAUGCAUAAUUCAGCACAGAGGCUCCCGAGAAGUGCAUAAAGGUGCAGAGACACAAUCACGGGUGUUCACGAUGGUGCUUGAUACACUCCAUCAACCUCACGCACAAACACAAUACACACAUAUACAUUAAAUCCUAUUAGAAGAUAAUGGGUGUGUCUUAUUCCACUACCUAGUUCCCUAUGUCUAAUACAAUGAAUUACACAGCGUACGCUGGUACUCUGAUAACACAAUUACCUUUAAUUAUGAAGACAUUUCUGAUAUUUGUCAACAACAUCACAUUAACAUGACAUGCAGUGGAUAAAACGUCCGGUGUCAUUAUAAAAUGUGCUCCUUUUAUUAAGCUAAACAGAUCAUAUCGAAACAUAGUGCCAUUCAGACAUUAAACAAAGCAAAAUUACAAAUAAAAAUAAAAAAGCAGAACAUGCAUUAAAAUAAUAUUAAAAUGUAUUAUUACGGUAGUCUACUAACUUUUGAGCUAUAGGAAACCCAAUGAAACACACAUGAUCUAAAUCAUAUGAAGGAUGGAAUGUUGUGUUUAUUUGAAUGAUUCGUUCAAAUUUUUCAUUAAAUCAAUUUCAUUAUUUCAGAACUGUGUUUUGAAGCGAGUGUCUUGCAUUAAAAAAAACAAUCUUCCAAAGUUAGGGAGUGUCGUAAAAAGUUCUUUGUUUUAAAAAGACUGCAGCAUUGAUAGCACUUACUGUUUUGUGCAUCCUCUGUAUUGAAAUGCAUUACCUUAAACUAUUGUUUUUUUAUUUAUCUUUCGCUGUAUUUAUUUUCUUUGUGUCUUGCUUUUUAUAUGUGUAAAAAAAGACAAGCUAUUUUGUCAUUGUCAAAUUCUUUGCCAUCAUUCAUAAAACCUGUGCUCCUGUGCAGUCUUAAAGUGGGUUUCAGAUGUCUCAGAAUGAAACAAAACCUUUCUUGAUCCUGUCGGAUUUCAAACGAAUGUGUGUUUUAUAUGGAAGGAUGGAGACAUAAAGGGUAUGUUAAAUAUUACUGAAUCUGCUAGACAGUGCCAGCUACUUUCUCCUGCAUAUUGACACACGCUUGCCAUGACGUUUGGCAUGGUCUCCAUUCAGAAGGAUGGAAAAUUGCCUCCAUUCAGAAGGAUGAAAAAUAAUGAGAACAGAUUUAUGAUAUUUAAAGUGCAGUACAGAUAGAGAGAGCCAAAUUAAAAUGCGACUCAGAUUUGUUCUGCAUGAGAGAGAUACAACUCAUGAUCUGUGUGUGAAUUAACCAUCUCAACUCAACAUGCUGUUUGGAAAUGAAACUCAAAUGUUGUUACAGAAAAGACACAUGAAUUUCACAUGUUUUUACAUGUUUUUCGCAUGUGAUCACAUGUAUACAACAUGUGUUUAACAUGUGCAAAAAACAUGUGUGAUCACAUGUGAAAUGUGAGUUUUUGGAAAAUUUUGGUGUGAAUUCCAUGUGAAUUCCCACGUGAAACCCAUGGGAUAACAUGUAAAAACCCAUGGGAUGACAUGUGCAACAUGUGGUGACGUGAAGAACAUGUGAUCACAUGUGGAGACAUGUCGCAUAUGUUAUCCCAUGGGUUUUUACAUGUUAUCCCAUGGGUUUCACGUGGGAAUUCACACCAAAAUGUUCCAAAAACACACAUUUCACAUGUGAUCACGUGUUUUUUGCACAUGUGAAUUUCGUGUGUCUUUUCUGUAAGUUAGUGUUUAACAUGUGAAUCAUGUAAGUUAUCAUUUGUGUUUUGCGUCUUUGUUCUGCCUUGAACUGUAAAUCUGGAUUUUCAUUUAUGGACUUGAACCUUGAAUAAAGUGGUUUGGGAGUUAGA
Messenger RNA from Triplophysa rosa, 4687 nucleotides. RefSeq names its product sema domain, immunoglobulin domain (Ig), short basic domain, secreted, (semaphorin) 3H (gene sema3h). NCBI's taxonomy places the organism in Eukaryota, Metazoa, Chordata, Actinopteri, Cypriniformes, Nemacheilidae. Gene Ontology annotation, molecular function: neuropilin binding; semaphorin receptor binding; chemorepellent activity. The transcript has 17 exons. Bases 703 to 2928 code for a protein of 741 amino acids. The record is from RefSeq and is a predicted model, not a curated record. Gene Ontology annotation, biological process: motor neuron axon guidance; semaphorin-plexin signaling pathway; negative chemotaxis.